AUGUCUCAUCCCGAAACUAUUGUCGUGAUUGGAGCGGGUGUAAUCGGCCUCUCGACAGCACUACUCAUUCAACAACAUCUUAACACCGCCCAAUCUAUAAUAGUGGUAGCCCGAGACUUCCCGUCUGAUACUUCCAUCAACUAUGCAUCCCCGUGGGCUGGGGCCCAUUAUCGUCCAGUACCGGGCACUUCGCCACAAACGCUUCAAGAAGCCAGUCAAGCCAAGCGAACCUAUGACUACAUGAAGCAGGUCGCUAAUGAAGAGCCGGCUGCGGGAAUCAAGUUUCUCAAGGGUAUCGAGCACCUCGAGGCACCACCGCCGGAAUACGUAGAUGCCCAAAGCGUUAAAAAUGUUUACUCUCAUCUGGAUGGCUUCCGGUUCUUAUCCACUGAGGAUUUCCCAGAUGGCGUGAAGUGGGGUGUGCAGUAUAAGACAUACGUUGUCAAUACUCCUGUCUACUUGGCGUACAUGCUGCGAAAAUUCAUUCUGAAGGGUGGCUCUGUGGAGAAGUAUGUUCUGACUAAUGUGAGGGAGGCAUUUACUCUGGCACCAAACGUCAAGACAGUGGUCAAUUGCUCGGGUGUUGGAUUUGAGGACCCGAAAUCCUUUAUCAUCCGAGGACAAACUUGUCUCGUUCGUAACCCUGUCUCUGAGACAAUCACCCGUCAAAACACUGACGGAUCUUGGUCGUUCUGUAUUCCACGACCACUUGAUGGUGGCACGAUCAUCGGCGGCACCAAGCAGCCGCACAACUGGGACCAUACUCCGUCUCUAGACACCAGAAAAACUCUCCUUUCUAUCGCUUCAAAGUGGUUCCCAUUCACCGCAGAGAGUGAUGGCCAAUUUGAUGUUAUUCGAGACAUAGUAGGACGUCGACCUGCGCGAGAAGGCGGCAUGCGUAUUGAAGUUGAGAAGCUAAUCAAUGGCAAAUAUGUUGUUCAUGCAUACGGUGCUGGUGGGCGUGGAUGGGAAAUCUCACGAGGUGUUUCUGAAGAUACCGUUGACUUGAUGUUGGAGAGUGGACUGUUGCGUGCCAAAGCAGCAUUGUAA
This is a messenger RNA of Penicillium taxi, 1050 nucleotides long. Its product is annotated as FAD-dependent oxidoreductase. The record is from RefSeq and is a predicted model, not a curated record. NCBI's taxonomy places the organism in Eukaryota, Fungi, Ascomycota, Eurotiomycetes, Eurotiales, Aspergillaceae. The transcript has 3 exons. Gene Ontology annotation, molecular function: D-amino-acid oxidase activity; FAD binding. The coding region runs from base 1 to 1050 and encodes 349 amino acids.